Messenger RNA from Varanus komodoensis (Komodo dragon), 5277 nucleotides. It is a transcript of the gene MAT1A, whose product is annotated as methionine adenosyltransferase 1A. The record is from RefSeq and is a predicted model, not a curated record. Gene Ontology annotation, cellular component: cytosol. Gene Ontology annotation, molecular function: ATP binding; methionine adenosyltransferase activity. Bases 340 to 1533 code for a protein of 397 amino acids. The transcript has 9 exons. Lineage: Eukaryota; Metazoa; Chordata; Lepidosauria; Squamata; Varanidae. Gene Ontology annotation, biological process: S-adenosylmethionine biosynthetic process.
AGGCUGCCGGAGGGGAGCACGCCGUGCUGCCGCCGCGGGCACGGGCCACGCGCGCGCACGGGCCACGUUGUGCGUCGGGAGGUGUAACCCGAGGCCGCGAUUUAAAGAAGGCAACACGCACGCACAGACGCACGCGCGCACACACACACACACGCACAAAUCCAGGCCGGGCUUUCGCGGCUCACCUUGGGAAGAUCCCCGACGUCAGCCUGCUGGAACCGCGCGAUCCAGGAACCUUUCCAGCGAAGGCGCCCGCCGAGCCGCGCGAAGAAUCAUCCUCAUAAUAGCAAUAAUAAAUACGUAUUCAGCGCUGCCACUGCUGCUGAUCCCUGCACCAUCAUGAAUGGGACGCUGAACAACCUGCACGACCACGCGCUGAACGAGGAGGACGGCGCGUUCAUGUUUACUUCGGAGUCCGUGGGAGAAGGGCACCCAGACAAGAUAUGUGAUCAGAUCAGCGAUGCUGUACUUGAUGCGCACCUGGAGCAAGACCCAAAUGCCAAGGUUGCUUGUGAGACGGUGUGCAAGACAGGGAUGGUGCUGCUCUGCGGGGAGAUCACGUCCAGCGCCGUGGUGGAUUACCAGCAGGUGGUCCGAGACACCAUUCAGAACAUCGGCUAUGAUGACUCAGCGAAAGGCUUCGACUACAAGACCUGCAAUGUUCUUGUCGCAUUGGAACAACAGUCGCCCGAUAUUGCCCAGGGUGUCCAUCUGCACAGGAGUGAAGAGGAAGUUGGAGCCGGGGACCAGGGCCUGAUGUUUGGCUACGCAACGGACGAGACGGAAGAAUGCAUGCCCCUAACCAUCAUGCUUGCGCACAAACUGAAUGCCAAAAUGGCAGAGCUGCGGCGGAGCCGGAUCCUCCCUUGGCUUAGGCCUGACUCCAAAACCCAGAUCACAGUUCAGUACAUUCAGAAAGACGGCGCUGUUAUCCCAGUGCGCGUCCACACCAUCGUCAUCUCCGUGCAGCACGACGAAACAAUCUCUCUGGACGCCAUGCGCAAAGCCCUGCACGAGCACGUUAUCAGGCCUGUGGUUCCAGUCAAGUACCUGGAUGACAAUACGGUUUAUCACCUGCAGCCCAGCGGCCGGUUUGUCAUCGGUGGGCCGCAGGGCGACGCUGGAGUGACUGGCCGGAAGAUCAUCGUGGACACUUACGGCGGAUGGGGAGCUCACGGAGGCGGAGCUUUUUCCGGCAAAGACUACACGAAAGUGGAUCGGUCGGCAGCGUACGCGGCCCGCUGGGUUGCAAAAUCCUUGGUGAAAGCGGGACUCUGCCGCCGUAUCCUGGUCCAAGUUGCCUAUGCCAUCGGCGUGGCUGAACCGCUCUCCGUCUCGCUGUUCACUUACGGUACUUCCACAAAACCCGAGCAGGAGCUGCUGAACAUCGUCCACCAGAACUUCGACCUUCGCCCAGGAGCCAUCGUCAAGGACCUGGAUUUAAAGAAGCCCAUCUAUCAGAAGACUGCCUGCUACGGUCACUUCGGAAGAAGUGAAUUCACUUGGGAAGUUCCCAAGAAAUUGGCCUUUUAGCCAUCCUGGGGCCAGCUGGAAGGAAUAGGCAUUCCGUGGCAGAGGGUGCUUCCGCUGACCAUCCUCCUCUAAGCUGAGAAAAUGGAGCAAGUUCCUUUCAUGGAAAUCAACACUGUUUCGUGCUUCCACACCCACGCACAUGCAGACGAUAAAAAGUCCAGUUGGAUACCGCUAUCCUUGGUCCCGGCAGCUGCUAUUUUUUGGUACCAGUGAGAAAGACAACUUGGAACUCGGGCCCACAAUGAAAUAAUGGAGUGCUUGCCUAUGACCUGACCCUUCUUCCACCCUCUCGUAAUGUCUGUGUGAGAAGAAAAUAUUCUCAGUAUUUUCAAUAAUCUUCCUCACUGCAAUUGGACAGUUAAAGAGUCCUGGUUCUAGUCUUCUGCCCAAGAUGGUGGUGGAAACAGUUCCCAGGCUCUUGGUACAGAGAAGGAUAAUUAACCUGUGCCUGAGUCUUACCUUAUCAGAAGCGUUUUUUCAGGCUUUUAAGCUUCCUUCCACCUGUCAGUUUCUUUUUCUUUCCUUUCUUUUUCCUUUCCCAACUUUCUGCUUUUUAGUAGCCUUCCAACAAACACUUUAGAUGGGUGCCUUUUAUGUACAAGUUUACAUAUCGGUAAAGUUGCUGGAGCCCGAUCUAGGCAGGGCUACAUUAUCUAUAAUAGGCUUUAAAAUGAAAUAUCCAACAGCAACCCCAAACUGUUGCUUGCAAGCCACACGCCUCCGCCAAGGGCCAAGCUAUUGGGACUACAUGGAAUGUUCACAAGCAUUCCAACAGCUCAGAGGAAAGUGGUCAGUGGUGGAGCUGGUGUAAUAGUGUCACUUUCGCAAGGGAAGUAAGACGUCAAUUGGGGAUGGUGAGCUGUGUGAAAUUGGGAAGAAGCGGGGUAACUGAGGGAGGCCAAGGGAUAGGAAAUGGAGUGGAAAGAGGGUGCAGAAGCGGGAUAGCCAACAGGGGUAAGGCAGAUGAAAUGGGAGGCUGGACGGGAAAGAGCAACAGCAAUGGGGAAAUAUAAGAAGAAUGAUUUGAGGACAAAGAGACGAGGUGGAGCGUCGAUGCUAUACUAGUCCAGAAUAAAAAAGAAUCAAAGGUGAGCGUGCUGGGGUGGAGGGUGAUUCAGUGAUGGGUGGGGGCGAAGGAUGACAAGCGUCGUCUGUGCAAUGAAGUGUGCCAUUUAAAAGUGCUGGCCCAUCCGGGGGUGGGGGCCAUUUGGACUUUCUUCUGGCAGCAAAUGCUUGGGGUCGGCACUGGAUGCAGGAGAUUUACCUGCAAUGGGGGAGAUCGGCAGGGGCGCUCAGGCUACUUGGGGAUGCUGGGCCAGGGAGCCAAAGGGGUGGGGAGUGGGGUGGGGAAACUUUCUGGGAGGGUUGACUAUGCAGAUCGAGUUGUAAAGAGGCCUAGCAAGCACUCGCUCCCCCAAACAGUGAUGCACUUUUUAAAAGGAUAAUCCUCUAUAUAGACAAUUUUGUUUUGCAGCAUGGGAUCUAAAAGGAACAGAAACUGUGGAAUAGGCAGUGGCAGUUUUGUGAUUCAGCACUUCAGACUCUUCUCUCAGUAUCUUACUUUACUAUGUAAAGCUUUACACACUCUUGAUGGUGCUAUAUAAAUUAUUAUUAAUAAUGCUUGGCUGAGAGCUCUCAGCGCCUGAAUCCAGUUGGAGCAUCAUGAAUGCGUCUUCGUUCGCAGUGCUGUAAUUCACCCUGGGAAACUGAAGACCCUCGCAGUGCCUUUGUAACAGAGCCCAGUGGUUUGUUUCACACCAAUCCUGUCCUCUCCCGUGUCAGUGUAACAGUGGUCUGCAUGUCAAAAGGAACUUCCUAGAGUGCUCUUCUACUUGUAGUGAUAGGCUUGGAAAUCAUGUGCUUUUUGUCACAGAUAUUGGAACUUUAUCUUUUGAAUACCAAAGAGGCAGAGAGAGCUGACUUUUAAUUUUAGAUUCCUGACUUGUGUUUGUAAUAGCAAUGAGGAGGCAAUGACUGAACUUUCCAGUAGAUGGCAGUAAAACCCACACUUGGUUUAGCAGGUUUUAGUUAAGUCAUGGAAAACGGGGUUUUAGUCUUAUUCACAAUCACCAGGGACCAGCAGCUUAAAAACAAUGCAGCCUGGAUUACUUGCUGAAGAACUGGGGAGCUCUAUUCUAAUAACAAUAUAUGGGGUGUUUUGCUUUUAAAGUGGGGGCUGAUUAAAGUUAAAUGAACUUUUUGGAAAAUUCUGUUUUUACCAGCUGAGGGGAAUUAAUUGGUGCCUGAACAUCUGAGAAACUUUCGAAGUAGUUCAGCUGGCAACAUUGAUCAUUUAAAGAGAAUUCAUAUGGUUUCCUAUCUGGGGUGAAAUUUUGGGGAAGUCCGUUGCUGCAAGGCCUCACAGGGCAACCCUUUUUAGAUACAGGUGAAGGAAGAAUUACAGCCUUAAAUUAAUUUAAUAUCAUUAACCUCAUUUUUAAAAAGGGGGAACCUCUCACGAUUCCUUCCCUUACCACCAGUUUUAUCUCCUUUUAUUAUAGCAGCUUUCCCCGGCUGCCCUACAGACCUGUUAGGUUACAAUUCCUAGCAUCCCCAGGCAGCAUCCCAACAGUGAGGGAUGAUGGGGGUUGUAGGUGGAAGCAUCUGAAUGGCCAAAAGUUGUCUCUGCCUGUCUUAAACUCAGAUGUUUCUGCUUCUGCUUAUUUUCUGCUUCCCCUUAUUUCCCCCAAACCCUUUAUUUAAAACUCUGUUCUGCAGGUGCUCUCCCAGCUCUGACUCCAUGCAUUUUUCUUUCCCACUUGAACAAGCCGAAAAAAUGGGAGCUGAAAUGGGCUCCCAAGUGAUCUGGGAAGUUUGAAAAUGGUGGUCGGGGGUGUGGUCUCACAUCCAGGCUGUUCUCCACGGCUCACCCCAAUCUCACCCAGGUGUCAGUGGCCUGGACUUGCUGGUGAAACGGCAAAGGAUGGGGGUGUGUGGACAAUUACGAGGUGGCAGUGGUCCAUUUAAAAUGUGCCCCUCGGCUUUCUUUCCUGGAGAUGUUGCCAGGGGAACAGAAGCUUUCAAAGCAGUCUGCUUAGCUGUGUAAGAGGAAAGGGGGCACGCUUCCAAAGUGAGGCAGGUAAGGCGUGAAGGGGCAGAACCCGAAUGGGGAGAUGCAGCCAGCAAGCAGGUGCCUUCGCUUGCCAGACAGAGGAUUCUCGGGCAGUUGAGAGCAACCUCCGUGGAAUCCUGGAAUAGUUGUUUUGGAAGGGGCCACUGUGGCCACUGGGCCCAGACCCCGCCCAAGGUAGGACUCCAUGCUCAAGCAUGAUGAGUGCAAUAGGAUAACGCUUCCCAGGAAGAUGCUAGAAAUAUAGGGAGAAAGGCGCAAAGGAGGCAAAAUGAUGCCCAAAUUUUGUGUGUUAGAUGGCGACUCCAUCUUGCCAAGGAAAGUAGCACCCUUUCCCCAAGUGCUUUCCACAAUUUUACAGCCGAGGAGCUGUUUGCUUGAUGUGAUCGGGCAGCUGGUGGCUUCUAUAAGCCGCUGAGAAUGGCAUCCCACUUCUGCUGGAUGGGUGGGCAAGCUGCCGAGCGGAGGGGAAGCUAGGGAGAAGUUUUGCUGUUCAAGUCUACCUAAACCUUGAGAAUUUUCCCACUGAUACUGUUCCAAAAUUGAGGCAAUAUUGACACACACACCCCUUCUCUCUUUUGGGAUGGAACUGUCUUGACUCUGUCGAACUGGUCCAUUGUACUGACAACCAGUUUGGACAAAGCUUUCUGUUCAAAUAAAUUCUGUAUCAUGGA